Selaginella moellendorffii is the source of this 1191-nucleotide messenger RNA. Its product is annotated as caffeoylshikimate esterase. Gene Ontology annotation, molecular function: lipase activity. Bases 127 to 1080 code for a protein of 317 amino acids. The record is from RefSeq and is a predicted model, not a curated record. Lineage: Eukaryota; Viridiplantae; Streptophyta; Lycopodiopsida; Selaginellales; Selaginellaceae. The transcript is spliced from 2 exons. Gene Ontology annotation, cellular component: membrane.
GACGAGGUUUGGUGGGCUAGUGAGGAAUGACGUCGCGAUUUAGGGUUCUUCAGGCGUGCCUCGCGUGUUCCUCGUGAGAUCUUCCAUCGCCAAGCUCAAUCGAGGGCAAGCCGCAGAGGAGGAGCUAUGGCGCCAGCGACGUCCCUGGAGAAGCCGGCCUACUACUGGGGCGACGAGAUCUCCCCGGACGACUUCUACGCGCAGCAAGGCGUGCGCCACGCCGAGUCCCACUACACCACGCCGCACGGUACGCUCUUCACGCAGUCCUUCCUCCCGCUGGACGCCGCCGCCGCGCCGCGCGCUCUCAUCUUCCUCACCCACGGCUAUGGCAGCGACAGCGGCUGGCUCUUCCAGUCCAUCGCCAUCACGCUCGCCCAGUGGGGAUUCGCGGCCUACUGCGCGGACCUCCUGGGCCACGGCCGCUCCGACGGCCUCCACGGCUACGUGUGGGACGUGGACGCCUUCGCCGACGCAAACCUCCGCUACUUCCACUCCGUCCGCGACAAGCCCGAGUUCUCGGGCCUCAAGAAGUUCCUGUUUGGCGAGUCCAUGGGUGGCGGCCUCACGCUGCUCAUGUGCUUGAAGGAUCCAAAGGGCUGGGAUGGAGUGAUCGUGACGGCGCCGCUCAUCGUCAUCCCGGAGCUCAUGCAGCCGUCGAAGCUCCACCUGUUUGGAUACGGGCUGCUGCUCGGGCUGGCCGAGUCGUGGGCGGUGAUGCCCGAGAACAACAUCGUGCGCAAGGCGAUCAAGGAUCCGGCGCGGGGGAAGCUCAUCGCGUCCAACCCGAGGAGGUACAAGGGGAAGCCGAGGGUGGGGACGAUGAGGAACCUGGCGAGGAUGUGCGAGUACUUGCAGAAGAAUGUGGAGAAGAUCGAGAUGCCGCUGCUGGCGCUCCAUGGGACGUCGGACGUGGUGGCGGAGACGGAGGGCAGCCGGAUCUUGUAUGACAAGGCCAAGUCGCAGGACAAGACGAUCAAGAUCUACGAGGAUUACUAUCACUCGCUGCUGCAAGGGGAGCCCGAGGAGGCGCGCGCGGUGGUGUACGGGGACAUCAAGCAGUGGCUGGACGAUCACUGCUAGAAAACCUCCGAGGAUGACGAAGCAUCUGUAGAAGUAUAUUCCUUGCCUGGAGAAUAUUCUAAGCAUAUUCGAUUUAUUUAAAAAUAAUUAAGGUUUCCAUUAGUUGCUCAA